Uranotaenia lowii is the source of this 1104-nucleotide messenger RNA. Its product is annotated as fasciclin-3-like. Lineage: Eukaryota; Metazoa; Arthropoda; Insecta; Diptera; Culicidae. The record is from RefSeq and is a predicted model, not a curated record. The transcript has 4 exons. Gene Ontology annotation, biological process: cell-cell adhesion. Bases 76 to 1104 code for a protein of 342 amino acids. Gene Ontology annotation, cellular component: cell-cell junction. Gene Ontology annotation, molecular function: cell adhesion molecule binding.
UUUUGGCAAAACCCUCCGUAAGUUAGACCCCAGUUUUGUCUCAUCGCUUCGCAACCUCAUUAGCACCCCAAUCUAAUGAGACCCAGCAGUAGAAUGGCAACAUUUUUACUGAUUUCCUGCUUGAUUUCGGCGUUGGUGGCAUCCGGCAGCACGUUGGACGUUCUGACCUUCCCGAAUGGCAGCACUAUUGUGGCCGAAAAUCAACGCAAUGUUCAUCUCCUGUGUCAACUGCCCGAAGAUCAACCGAUUGACUUUUGCGUUGUGAACGUUCCGGGGGUAAAAGCUCGAUUUGCAAGUAGCGAGCGUCUGCCGAUUCCCGUGGAGGGAAUUACCUUCUAUGGAGAUGGCUGGAGCAAGGGAUCCUGUGGAGUGACAUUGGCCAAGAUCAAGUCGGAGAACGAUGGAACAUUCGAGUGUUCGGUGUCUGUGCAGGGAAAACUCUAUAAGGGGACGAUCGAUAUCGCUGUUAGAGAUCAGGUUCCUCCGGUUGCUCCAGUGAUUGAAGUCAUUAAUGCAGGUAACGAAGCUGCUGGUGAACCAUUCACAGCUAGAUGUGUCUCACGAGGUGGCUGGCCUGGUGCUACACUUUCCUGGUAUCUGGAUGAAACACCGGUUUCGGAAGAAAUUGGUGCCGUAUUUUCCGCAAGUUACAACUACAAAACAACCGUUCAACAAUUCUUCCGAAAGACGGUUUCAACGGCGGAUGAUUCCAAACAGCUCAAAUGUCGCGCAGAGCACUCUGCUUACCCGAACGGAUACAUGGAAGUGACUUUGCCAAUCGGAAUGCGUCAAGCUCCUUCUCAGGAAAUCGCAGCUGUUGCCGGAAGUGCUAAAUUGGGCGAUACGGAAUCCGAAUUCAAAAUGGGAUCCGAUUUAACGAUCGAUUGUAUCGAUGGAGAAGGCAGAUCGGCGGCCAAUUUCCUCUGGUUCUUGGACAACCAACCUAUCUAUGAGGGACUUCUGAAAAGUUCAGUAGGUAUUUCGACUGAGCAAGCACUUCAAAAGCAACUGAGCGCCAACGAUAAGGCCAGUACGCUUACUUGCAAAGCACGUCAUCCAACUGGAGUAGCUGACACUUGGCUCAAGAUUGCAACUUUGGAAUAA